Messenger RNA from Grosmannia clavigera kw1407, 1683 nucleotides. Its product is annotated as protein phosphatase. The transcript has a single exon. The record is from RefSeq and is a predicted model, not a curated record. The coding region runs from base 1 to 1683 and encodes 560 amino acids. Gene Ontology annotation, biological process: protein dephosphorylation. NCBI's taxonomy places the organism in Eukaryota, Fungi, Ascomycota, Sordariomycetes, Ophiostomatales, Ophiostomataceae. Gene Ontology annotation, molecular function: cation binding; protein serine/threonine phosphatase activity.
AUGACACCAUCGCUCUCUCGCUGUCUGCCUCGAGCAGCAGCGACAUCGCCACAGACGCCGCAUGUGGCCCUGCUCGACGCCUUUGCCGGUUACGUGUCGUCGUUGCUGGUCCACGACGGCCGACGAUCGCGGCAGCGCCGUCUCUUCCACACGUACUUUGUGACGCAUCUGCCGUCGUCGUCGCUGCAUCCGGAUUCGCGGCUGCCGGUAUCUGGACCGGUGUCCGGAUCGGUCCCGACUGUCACAUCACCAACCGUCAAGGCCACAUUGACGACGCCGGCCGUCACCCGCGAUCUUACCGUCGCCCGCAUCCCGCUGCGCUCGGCCAAGCACCACUUUGGCGUCGCCUCGGCCCGCGGCCAGCGGCCCUACAACGAGGACACCUUCCAGGCCGGCACCAUCGAUAUACCAGCAUUUGCCAAGCGUGCACCCAUCUCGCUCGUCCGCUCGGCCGUGGCCGACAGCCGCAGCUCCGGCGAGGGCCUCACGGCCGAUAGCGCCUCGGGCGACCCGCAGAUCUUUUAUUUUGCCAUCUUUGACGGCCAUGGCGGCCAGGAAUGCUCCGACUUUUUGCGCGAUGAAUUGCCCGCCUACAUCGAGGCGGCCGCGGCUGACUUCUCCCUGACGAGCAGCCUGCGACGGGACCGCAAGGGACAGGCUACCCGACAGAUCGCCAAGACUGCCAAGACAGACACAGACACGGCCGAGCCCAAGGCUAUCCGGCUGCAGCGGGAACUCCUGCAGGAAUACCGCGACACUGUGGGCGGCUACUUUCGGCGAUUCCGGCCGCCAAGCUUUGACGAGAGCACAGCACCUCGAAGAGCUUCCACCACUUCGACCACCACCUCUUCUCCCCCCUCUAUCGACUCCGUUCUCACGUACGCCUUCCUCCGUGCCGACCUCGACUUUGUCACCGAGCAGGCCCGCAAGCCCGACCCCGACGAUCCGCGUGUCGCCGACUUUCCCGUCAACCAGGACGAGGUCUUUGGCGCGCCACAUCACCGCGUCCCGCCGUCUGGCAACGGCAUCGCCGGCAGUCCGCUGCGCUUCAAGGGCGGCUCGACUGCCUCCGUCGCCCUCAUUUCUACACCCACCGCUGCCCCCUUCUGGCACCCCGCCUCACGUGCUGGCCUGCUCAUCGCCCAUGUCGGCGACACGCGCGUCCUCCUCUGCGAGACCGCCACCGGCCUCGCCCGCCCUCUCACCCGCGACCAUCACCCCUCGUCGCCCGUCGAGGCCCGCCGCCUCACCCGCUUCGCUGAAACCCUCGUGACUGACUCCUUUGGCGAGGAACGCAUCUCGGGUCUCGCCAACAGCCGCGCCUUUGGCGAUAUGCAGUCCAAACGUAUCGGCGUCUCUGCCGAGCCUGAACUCUCUCCCGUCGAUAUCGCCCCCGCUCAGUACGCCUUCCUCGUCCUCGUCUCCGACGGCGUCUCCGGCACCCUCGGCGAUCAGGAAAUCGUCGACCUCGUCAAGGACGCCCGAACCCCCGAUCAGGCCGCUCGCGCCGUCGUCGACUUCGCCACUGAGGUCUCCCGUGACGGUGACAAUGCUACCUGCCUCGUCGUCCGCCUCGGUGGCUGGGAACGGCGAAGCGAAGGCGGCCUCGGAUCCCUCGGAACAAAGGAGAUUCGCGAUGCCCGCCUGGCUGAGGCCCAGGAUCCACGGAGAAAGAGACGGUAG